Aspergillus campestris IBT 28561 is the source of this 450-nucleotide messenger RNA. RefSeq lists its product as uncharacterized. NCBI's taxonomy places the organism in Eukaryota, Fungi, Ascomycota, Eurotiomycetes, Eurotiales, Aspergillaceae. The coding region runs from base 71 to 289 and encodes 72 amino acids. The record is from RefSeq and is a predicted model, not a curated record. The transcript has a single exon.
AAAAGGAUCAAUUAACCACCUCCUUCAUCUAAUCAUCCUUGUAUAGUGUAAUCCUAGACGAUCAAAAUCUAUGACCUUAACUUCCCUUCAACAAUCGGUCCUUCAUAAUAUAUUCCAUACCCUUCCCGUUUCCAACAGAGAACACGGACGGGUACGAUCUUACAUAGAACGCACCGACACUGAUCAACAAGCACUAACUCGGGAGGCACAGAUCCAACGAACACCGUCGCCUAUCAUGACGUCUCCUGCCCCAGUGAUCUUCAUCUCCUUCAACAACCAGUUGGAUUGACAGAAGGAAUACCGAAGGAACACCCAAUCUCAUCCUCCACUCCAACUAGCUUCUAUGCCUAUACCACUCUGGCGAUCUUCUAACCUGCACUCACAGUUCACUCAACCGAACGCGGUUAUCAGUGGAGACAGCAGAAAAUGCAUCAAUCACAACCCCUCCCC